AAUUAAUAUACUCUGAAAAUAAUUGGUGAGUAAUUGUAUGCUGUGUGGCUAUAAUGCUGAAUAAUUACUGAGUUUUUUAUUCCACUCUUGGGAGUACCUAUGAGAUAUUUCAUGUAUUUGUUCAUGUUGGAAUUAAAUGCAAAAGUCAAUUUCCUUCCAUUGAAUUAAUUUUUCAAACCUAAGUACAAACAUUUCCCUGCAUUUCAUAAUGAAAACAGUCCCAAGAUAUUAAAAAAAGAGUCUGGCCCAUAAGCUACUUUUUUCAACACACUAAGUAAAGCUUGCCCUGCUGUGAGUUCUCCACAAAUACAAGUUUGGUGAUGUAAUAUAAUCAAUGUCUACAAGGUCUACGUAUCCUAGCAAGAUAAUAAAUAACUGGUGAUCAAAACAGAGCAUCUUAGAUUAUAUCUAACAUUUCCUUUGCGCUGAGUAAUCCACACUUCCACCUGCGUAUGUUUGGAAGCAACAGUUCAGUGCAAUUGGAUGUGCAGUGUGUUUUUUAAAAAAAUCAACGAGCAAAGAAUGAGAAAGCUUAGAAAGGCAAUAGCAUUGUAUCAUUGUGAUGGUGGCAAUUUGUAAUAAGAGCGGUAUUCCAGAAUGGAAAUCUAUUCGAAUUGAGAAACAAUGAGACAAAAAAAAAAUAGGUGUCUGUCCACAGUAGUUUUGUUAUAGAAGUUUUUGCAGGUCAGGCAGCUUCUGAGGAAAGUUCAUGUUUCAGGUUGAAGACAUUUCAUCAGAAUAUUCUGAGGAAGAAUCUUCAGCCUGUAAUGUUAACUGUUUUCACUUUCUACAGAUGUUGAUUGACCUUCUGUCAUGGUCCAGUCCAUGAAGUCUGCAUUCCAGUUCACGGUCCGGUCCAUCGACCCUUGCUCCAGGUUUUCCUGUCUACCCUGUUUCUGUUCCUGUUGAGCACUAAUUGAGGCAGCUGAUUCUUGUUGGGGCUGGCUGCAUAAAUACCUUCAGAGACCAGGGCGUGGCUGCUGGAUUGUUCUUGUCCUUACUCCUUGUAUCCCUUCCCCUGCCUUCUGUUUUCUCGCCUGAAGCCCUGCCUUGUCUUGCCGGUAACUCUCGCCUCGCUUCGCCUGUAGUCUUGUCUUGGAGCCACCCUGUACCGAGCUCCCUUCCUGUCCCUUGCCUCCGCUGGGUAAGUCAGGCUGUAUUGCCGUUACCCUGUGGUUGUUUCUGUCCCUUGCCUCCAUUAGGUAAGCCAGGCUGUCUUGCUGUUACCUGCGGUUGGUUCUGUCCCUUCCUGUCCCUUGCCUCCGUUGGGUAAGCCAGGCUGUCUUGCCGUUAUCUACGGUUGAUUCUGUCCUUUCCUGUCCCUUGCCUCUGCCGGGUAAGUCAGGCCAUCUUGCCAUUACCCUGUGGUUGGUUCUGUCCCUUGCCUCCAUCGGGCGGAGUACUGUGCCCUGCCCAGGGGUACCGUGCCCUGCCCAGGAGGAGCUUUAAGACCCCGCCUCAAGCCUCGCCCCAAGCCAAGCUUCAAGACCCCAAGCCUCGAGCCUCUAGUCUCAAGCCUCGCCUCAAGUCUCUAGUCUCAAGCCUCUGGUCUCCAGCCUCGCCUCAAGCCUCUGGUCUCCAGCCUCGCCUCAAGGCUGAAGACUCCAGCCUCAUCCUGCCUGCCAGCCAAGUCACAUCCUUGCCUAGUUCUGGGGCCCGAGCCAGGGGCAAGACCCAGGUUCUGGGUCCUUGUCCAGUCUCUGGCUCAGAGCCCAAGCCCUGGCUCCUAGCUCUCUUGUCCAGCCCUGUUCCGGGUUCCCAGUUUUCUUGUCCAUGUCCUAGCCCUUGCCCUGUAUCCUAGUCCUGUCCCUAGUACUUCCGUAUCCUUGUCUUGCACUUGGGUCCGUUCCCAGCCACCUCCUUAUGACACUUUCUGGGCUUUUCCAGCAUCAUCUCCGAAGCUAGUUUCCUACUGGGGCAUAGACUGCCAACUGCAGCUCAGCAGAGUCCUUGGUCCUGAGCCAGUAUUUGGUUUGCACUUUGCCCAGGUACACUCCAUCUUACGUCUUCAAGGUGAAGAUCCUUCUUGUUCCAGGGAUGAGGUCUUUGGAGCUUCUGUUGCCGUAGCUCUGGGUUUCUAUGGGAGGGGUUUGUUAGGGUCUUGUAAGAGACCCUCGGAUGGGUAUAUGGAGCUUAGGAAAACAGAAGGCUAUGCAGUAAGGAAAUUCUAGGCAGUUUCCAGAGUGGGUUACAUGGUCAGCACAACAUUGUGGGCCGAAGGGCCUACAAUGUGCUGUAGACUUCUAUGUUCUAUGCCCAACACACCACCUUUUGCAGUCAGGCUUGGGAUGUCUGUGGCAGAGUUUUUCUCCCCCCAAUAUUUUGUUUUUUUUUAAAUUUUCAGCAGCUGCAAUUUAAAAAAAAUCAUCCAGUUUGAUGCCAUGAUAUGAUUCACUUAAAAAGCAAUCAUCCAUCAAGAACAUUUUUUUUCUUGUGUGCAGAUCAUGUUGUGCAAGUUAACGGAUCCUGGCCUCUCCAGGUAGCUAAGCUGUUCUGGCUAGGAUGCUAAAUUCCAUAAAGAUACUUAAAUUAUCUGAUCUCAGCAGCUUCGAAAGAUCCUAAGAUUCCCACUGAGGUCCUUGGAUUUGAGGUUUGGGAAAUAGCAGCAAUUCUCCAUUGUCCUGAGCACCUGCCGUUCACACGUACGCAAAAAAAAUUGUUACCUUUUUUUAGGUAUCACCUCAAAAAUCGGAUUUCGCCAGGAUACCAGUGGAUAGCGGAAGAAAGGGAGUGUGCAGAAAACCGUUUGUAGGCGGAGCGAAAUUCGUCAUCAUUUGAAAUCAAACAACGAGGGUCUCCCUGGUGGGCUCCUCAAGAAGGGAGCCGAAACUCGGGAAGGGUGGGAGCUUAUGUGACCUGAAAUAUUCACAUUACUCGUUGAGUUACGGUUGUCAUGACAGGCAUCUUUGUCGAUUUCCAUGAACGUAGCGUGCAAUGUAACCGAAAGAUUGUUUCAUACUUGUAAUUCUGCAAGGGUGAAACAAAUUGCAAUGAAGAACAAGCAUGAGGUAUGACGUGAAUGUUUGAAAAUUCCACCACAGCCCGGCUGACGGUGACUUGUUUGUAAAGUUCCUGCUGCGCGGUCUCUUUCCCACGCCCCCUGCUGUACUGCAAUCGGCCAUUAGUUGGAUGUUCUCCUAUUUUGGUAAUCGGACGGCCCCUGAAAUUUGACUUACAACUGACUCUCCGGUGCUCGUCAGUGGGAUACACACCGUCUGAAACCGAAGAGGUGCUGCAGUUCGCAUCGCUGAUUGGAGUCCUGCUCUCUGCUGCUAGUUUGAAGUCGGUGCGUUGGGUUUUCGUUUGUGAAUUAGGACAAAAUGAGCUGCAUUCCCGGAAAGAGCAGGGGAUGCGGAGGAACGUUCCUUUGAAGUCUCUCAUGUGGGCCAUAGUAAGCUGGACCGGGAGAGCCGCAGCAUUGCCGAAAUCAGCGGCUCCGCUCGCACCAUGAACGCCGACCGGGAGACGGCAGAAGCCCUGGCGCCUGCCGAGGGAGACGCCGGGACAGCGCUCUCACCGGCCAGCAGCGUGCCAGCCGGCACUUACUGGCAGGACCACACGGUGCCCGCCACCGCACCCGCCCUGGUGCCGACAGCUCGCCUAAAGAACCGGCCGACCACCGUGGUGUAUGUGGAGAACGAGGCGGCUCAGCAGCAGCUGGCCGAGAGCUUGGCGCUGCAGUGUCUGACGGAAGCGUGCGAGAGUGUCAGCGCCGACCUGCAGACUGUACCCUUCGAGAAACUGGACUUCGGAGAGACAGCCGUCCUGGACUACUUUUAUAACGCAGAUAUCGCUGUGGUGGAGAUGAGUGAUGCUUUCCGUCAGCCUUCCCUGUUCUAUCAUCUUGGAGUGCGAGAGAGUUUCAGCAUGGCAAAUAAUAUCAUUUUAUAUUGCGAUACAAAUUCCGAUACACUUCAGUCACUGCAGGAAAUAAUAUGCCAGAAGAAAAACGCAUCGUGUGGGAACUACAGCUUUAUUCCAUACAUGGUGACACCACACAACAAGGUUUACUGCUGUGAAAGCAGCUACAUGAAGGGCUUGAGUGAGCUAAUGCAGCCAAAUUUUGAGUUGUUGCUUGGGCCAAUCUGCAUGCCAUUAGUCGAUCGCUUUGUUCAGUUGCUGAAGGUUGCACACGUCAGCUGCUGUCAGUACUUCAGGGAAACCAUCCUGAAUGACAUCAGGAAGGCCCGUGAGCUCUACAGUGGCAAAGAGUUGGCCACAGAGCUGGGACGCAUAAGAAAACGCCUGGACAAUGUUGAAGUUCUCUCUGCUGACAUUAUCAUUAACUUGCUUCUUUCCUACCGAGAUAUUCAGGACUACAAUGCCAUUGUAACAUUGGUAGAGACUUUGGAGAGACUCCCAACCUGUGAUCUGAUGGACAAUCUUCACAUUAAAUUUCAUUAUGCCUUUGCAUUGAAUCGGAGAAAUCUUUCAGGAGACCGGCAAAGUGCCAUUGCUAUAUUACUGCCAAUGGUGCAAUCAGAGGAGCAAGUUCCGUCUGACAUCUAUUGCCUCUUAGGAAGGAUCUACAAAGACAUGUUUCUGGAUUCUGGCUUUCAAGAUACCGAAAGCCGAGACAACGGUGCUUACUGGUACGGAAAGGCUUUUGAAUCAGAGCCAACAAUACACUCUGGGAUAAAUUUAGCUGUACUUCUUCUCGCAGCAGGACAUCAGUUUGACACAUCGUUUGAGCUACACAAAACAGGUGUGAAACUCAGCAGCCUUCUGGGGAGGAAGGGAAACUUGGAAAAAAUACAGAGUUACUGGGAUGUGGGCUUUUUCCUUGGUGCCAGUAUGUUAGCAAAUGAUCCACAUCGAGUUAUUAUGGCUUCUGAGAAGCUCUUUAAACUCAAAGCACCUGCCUGGUAUUUGAAGUCUGUUGUACAAACCAUCCAUAUAUAUCAACGGUUUAAGAAGCAGACUCCAGAGCAGCCUUCGGAAUGUCAGGACCUGAUGGACUUCUGGAUGGAUUUCAUUGUUGAAGCCACCAACGAGGCUGUGUCCUUAGUUCGAUUUCCUGUUUUAAUCUUAGAGCCAACCAAAGUCUUCCAGCCUGCUUAUUUAUCCAUUAACAAUGAGGAAGAAGAAAAGACGGUGUCUAUUUGGCAUGUAUCACCAAGUGAUAAGAACGCCAUAUACGAAUGGAACUUCAAUGCAACUUCAAUCAGGGGCGUGAGUGUUUCCAAGUGUGACGAACGUUGUUGUUUCCUGUAUGUUCUGCAUAAUUCCGAUGAUUUUCAGAUAUACUUUUGCACAGAGCAUCAUUGCAAAAGGUUCUGUGAAAUGGUGAAUUCUAUAACAGACGAGCUAAGAAAAGGUGUAGAAGAAGGAGACUCCGAGGGAGAUGCAUUGGAGUACGACUAUGAAUAUGACGAGAAUGGUGAGAAGGUUGUACUGGGUAAAGGUACUUUCGGAGUCGUCUAUGCUGGUAGGGACCUGAGCAAUCAAGUCAGAAUUGCCAUCAAAGAAAUUCCAGAAAGAGACAGCAGAUAUUCACAGCCCCUCCAUGAGGAAAUUGCUCUUCAUAAACACCUCAAACACAAGAACAUCGUGCAAUACCUGGGCUCCAUUAGUGAAAAUGGCUUCAUUAAGAUCUUUAUGGAACAAGUUCCUGGAGGCAGCCUUUCUGCUCUCUUACGAUCAAAAUGGGGCCCACUGAAGGAUAAUGAACAGACGAUUGGAUUUUACACAAAGCAGAUCCUAGAAGGACUGGAAUACCUUCAUGACAAUCAAAUAGCACAUCGAGAUAUUAAGGGUGAUAACGUGCUGAUCAACACCUACAGUGGGAUCUUGAAAAUUUCAGAUUUUGGUACUUCUAAAAGACUGGCAGGAAUCAAUCCUUGUGCUGAAACGUUCACAGGAACGCUUCAGUACAUGGCUCCUGAAAUAAUAGACAAAGGACCGAGAGGAUAUGGGAAACCUGCCGACAUAUGGUCACUGGGAUGUACGAUUAUUGAGAUGGCUACAGGGAAACCUCCGUUUUAUGAACUCGGAGAACCUCAAGCUGCUAUGUUUAAGGUUGGAAUGUUUAAAAUUCAUCCAGAUAUUCCAGAAUCCAUGUCACCAGAAGCCAAAGCAUUCAUUCUCCGUUGCUUUGAACCAGAACCUGAUAUACGAGCUACUGCUACAGAGUUGCUAUUAGAUGAGUUCCUGAAGGUUACCAGCAAGAAGAAAAAGACCCCACUAAAACAACAAGAUUAUUUUCGCAGCAUAUCCCUUCCCGUUCCAGUCGUUGUGGAGGAAUUAAGUAGUGGCAGUGAAUUUGGUUCAGUUUCACCAGAUUCUGACUUGAAACAGGAUCCAUUCUUUUUCAAGACAAGGGCAAAAUCCUGUAUUGAAAAGGAGACCAAACCAACAAGACCUUUGUUACUCAGUAUCCCGGAUGAUCAUUUUGAAGAUCACAGUGCACCACCAUCACCUGAGGAGAAGGAUGCUGGGUUCUUCAUGCUGAAGAAAGACAGUGAGAGGAGAGCCACCUUACAUCGGAUUCUCUCAGAGGAUCAGGACAAGGUUGUGAAAAACCUGCUUCAAUCUCUGAUGCAGGGUUCUGAAGAACCAAAACUGAAAUCGGAGCAUAUCUGCACACUUGUUGUUAGUUUAAGAGAGUUUGUGAGAUCAACUGAUCGCAAAAUUAUCUCAGCCACACUUUCCAAGCUGAAGUUGGAGCUGGACUUUGACAAUCAUGCCAUUAAUCAAAUUCAGGUGGUGCUGUUUGGUUUCCAAGAAGCUGUAAAUAAAGUCUUGAGAACACACAAUAUUAAACCUCACUGGAUGUUUGCUUUGGAUAACAUUAUUCGCAAAGCUGUGCAGACAGCUAUUACUAUUCUUGUUCCUGAACUGCGACCACAUUUCAGUCUUGCAUCUGGGAGUGAUGCUGCAGACCAAGAAGAAACAGAUGUUGAGGAUAAUGCAGAUGUUGAUGAUAAUGCAGAUGUUGAUGAAAAUCACAAUGAGCCACCCCGCUGUGAAAUUCAGCAGCGGUCUGCUGUGAAUGAGGACCGAAUACCAACAUCGGGUGUGAGCACACUUAGUUCAACUAUAUCACAUGACUCUCAGUAUAUACACAGGUCCUUGACCAUGCAAUUGGGGAGGCUUAAAUUGGAAACUAGCAGACUUUUAGAAGAACUCAUUCAAAAAGAAAAGGACUAUCAGAUUCUUCUUCACCAAGCCAUUGAAGAUAAAGAACAAGAAAUUAAAUUGCUCAAACUGAAGUCAGAACAAACAGACUUACCGACUCUGUCAGUGUGUCACUAUGAUUCUUCUCCGGUAAACACUGGAGACCCUGAACUUAUUAGCUGGUUGAAAGAACAUGGAGCUGAUGAAGAUACGAUAGACAAGUUUGUGGCAGAUGAUUACACUCUGAUGGAUGUCCUCAACUACAUGACAAGAGAUGAUCUGAAAUGCUUGAGGUUAAGGGGUGGAAUGCUUUGCAAAUUGUGGAAAGCAAUCAUUGAGAACAGGAAGAAAAUGGAAUCUACUUCCCCAGUAGAUCAUGUGUAAGGAGCCUGUAAUGGGACACACAAAAGUAUCUCUUCAUGAAGUACUAGCACUUUAAAAGAAAAUUUGACAAUGUCUUGUUUAUGAGUCUGCUGCAAUACAGAUAAAUGGGGGCCGGGGGGAGAGAAAAAAACCUGAAACACUGACAAAUGCACGUGUGUUGCCAACAGAUAUUCAAUUUAGCUGGCUGUUUAUAUUCAAAAUAACCAUAUCUGAAAAAGUGAUUAAACAGGUAUUUAAGGAGUAAUUUUCCAACAUCUAUAUUCACUGUGAACGAGGAUCACAGAUCUUUGAUCCUCGUUCACAAUUAAUAUGAAUUGGAAACCUAUAAACAGGGUGUAAAUUAUUUGCCAGCCUUGAAUUAAAGAUGUGCAGACAUUUUGAAUUUACAAAGCAUCUACAGUCCCAAUGGGUUUAAACUCUGUGCAGAGAGCACAGAAUCCAAUUACAUUUUAAGUUCUAUUUUUGAAUUUUUCUUUUAAACAUGGGGGGAAACAAUUGUGCACUAAAUUCUGUUUUUUAUAUAUUGUUUUGUGCUCUUUUGGACGACAUUUUGCUGAACUACUGUUAAUGUACAAACGUAUAUUGCGCAAAACUGCACAUAACUUUUUUACAAUGUUUGUAAUGUAGCCACUGUCGUAAGUUGUCUUAACUUUUUUUCUGCCUUUGAACAACCUGAGUUACUGUAGUAAAUUUUGUAAAUGCACAUAGGUUAUAUAUGUAAUUGUCCCAGUUUUUGUAAUGUAAAUUAUAUGGCUUUAUGUUGUAUAAAUAGUUAGUCCCAUUCCCUUUGAUGGAUGGUGAAAUAUGUUUAAAAUCAUCAUAUUAUGAUUCACUUUUAUUGUUGAUCUUUGUGUCACAAAUUACUUGUUCUAAAGAUAAAUACUUUGAUAGCCACUUUUAGCAAUAAAUGAAAGAAAAUUACAAAC
Molecule: messenger RNA, 8426 nt
Organism: Mobula hypostoma (lesser devil ray)
Lineage: Eukaryota; Metazoa; Chordata; Chondrichthyes; Myliobatiformes; Myliobatidae
Gene: map3k5
Product: mitogen-activated protein kinase kinase kinase 5
Exons: 29
Coding region: 3448-7500 (1350 amino acids)
Biological process (GO): protein phosphorylation; MAPK cascade; cellular response to stress
Molecular function (GO): ATP binding; MAP kinase kinase kinase activity
Source: RefSeq, a predicted model, not a curated record